This is a messenger RNA of Theobroma umbraticum, 1828 nucleotides long. RefSeq names its product serine/threonine-protein kinase AFC1 (gene FC1). Gene Ontology annotation, biological process: protein phosphorylation. Gene Ontology annotation, cellular component: nucleus. NCBI's taxonomy places the organism in Eukaryota, Viridiplantae, Streptophyta, Magnoliopsida, Malvales, Malvaceae. Gene Ontology annotation, molecular function: protein serine/threonine kinase activity; ATP binding. The record is from RefSeq and is a predicted model, not a curated record.
CGGGGUUAGAUCCUCCCCUCAGGUUUAGCUUCUCAGAUCUCUCCCCAAAAAAGAUUAGGGUUUCAAAAUCUCCCAAAUCGACGAAUCUUCUCUUCAGUUUUUCGUAUUGUAGGUCCCGUCAAAUCGACGAAUUCUUCCUGUGUGUGUUGUUUAGUUUUUGGAAAUCGAAUUGGAAAAAGAAAAAGAGAUAAGAAAAAUAGGGAAAGAAAAAAUGGAGACGCAGAGGAUAAUCGAGUUUCCUCACAAGAAUAUGGAUAAACGGCCCAGGAAAAGGCCCAGAUUAACGUGGGAUAUGCCUCCUCCUCUUCCUCCUCCUAAGGUUCUUCCGGCAAUAUAUUGCGGUCAGGAAUUCGGGAAUGGAGGGAUCGCUAAUUUUUCUUAUCCUAAUAAUAUGUUUUACAGGGGAAUUCCUCGCAAUGGCUCUCCUCCUUGGAGACCUGAUGAUAAAGAUGGCCAUUAUGUUUUCGCCGUUGGAGAAAACCUGACUCCUCGAUACAGAAUUCUCAGUAAAAUGGGUGAAGGAACAUUUGGACAAGUCCUUGAAUGUUUGGACAAUGAAAAGCAAGAAGUUGUGGCCAUCAAAAUUGUUCGCUCCAUACACAAGUAUCGUGAAGCUGCCAUGAUUGAAAUUGACGUCCUUCAGAGACUUGCCAGGCAUGAUGUUGGUGGUGCUCGUUGUGUGCAAAUACGGAAUUGGUUUGACUAUCGUAAUCAUAUUUGUAUUGUAUUUGAGAAGCUUGGACCAAGCUUAUACGAUUUUCUCCGCAAAAACAGCUACCGUUCAUUUCCCAUUGAUCUUGUUCGGGAGCUUGGCAGACAAAUUUUGGAGUCUGUAGCAUUCAUGCAUGAUUUGCAGUUAAUUCACACCGAUUUAAAGCCGGAAAACAUUCUCCUUGUUUCAUCUGAAUAUAUCAAGGUGCCAGAUUAUAAGUUUUUAUCACGGUCUACAAAAGAUGGUUCCUAUUUUAAGAAUCUACCAAAGUCAAGCGCAAUUAAGCUCAUUGAUUUUGGGAGUACAACAUUUGAACACCAGGAUCACAGCUAUGUGGUGUCAACUCGGCAUUAUCGUGCACCAGAAGUCAUACUUGGUCUAGGAUGGAACUAUCCUUGUGACUUGUGGAGUGUGGGUUGUAUACUGGUUGAACUUUGCUCUGGUGAGGCACUUUUCCAAACUCAUGAGAACUUAGAGCAUCUUGCCAUGAUGGAGAGGGUUUUAGGGCCAUUACCCCAACAUAUGGUGCUCAGAGCUGACCGCCGUGCUGAGAAAUACUUCCGGAGGGGCACACGAUUGGAUUGGCCCGAUGGUGCAACUUCAAGAGAAAGCCUGAGGGCUGUUUGGAAAUUGCCCCGUCUGCCGAACUUAAUAAUGCAGCAUGUGGAUCAUUCUGCUGGCGAUUUGAUUGAUCUCUUGCAAGGGCUACUACGGUAUGAUCCAGCAGAGAGACUUAAAGCUAGAGAAGCACUAAGACAUCCAUUUUUUACAAGAGAUCAUAGAAGGUUUGGCUACCCUUUGUAAUUGGAGAUUGGUGAAUCAUUGUUAAUAACGAGCUUGAGCAACCUUGCAUAGCGAGGCAUAUAUUGAAUGGCAUUUUUGUCUCUAAAGAUAUUUGCAGAAUCAUAUAAUAUAAUAUGUAUAGUGUAUACUCAUUCCUAUUCCAGAACAUGCCCUAUUAGCUUCUCCUUUUUGUUUGCCCCUCGUUUCCAUUUUGUUUCUCAGCAUGUUUGUUAUCUGGUGGCCCUAUGUGAAUUGUACCCACCUGAUAAUUUCCGGUUUGCGGUCUGAUGUUCAAGAAGAGCAAUAGAAAAGUUGUGUUCAAAAUUUUUACUA